AUGUCUUCUCUAGGAAAUAUCCAAGUCAAGCUUUCAGAUGGAAGGGAUCUCACUGAGCUCUUCCAAUUCUUAAUUGAAGAAAAUGCCCGCAUGGAAGAAGAAUAUGGAGAACCUAUCGAUAUCCUUGAUGAUGACCUUGAACGAAACUUAGAAUACUUACCAGAACAUUUCCGCGAACUUUGUCGUGAUAUUUUCACAGUAAAAAGUAAAGACUCAGUCUAUAAAUUUGACGAGCCUGACCUGCCUUGUAACGUCGAAUUUUCGCCUGAUCAAGAGCUUGUAGGUGCCACAUUUUUGAAGCUGAUUGAAAAAAUCACUGAUGAAGGGACAACUGAGCUUUCUAAUAUAGUCUUUUAUACGUUUCCUAUUUACUCGUCUCCUAAAGAACUUUUGGAAGCAUUAAUAUGGAGACAUAGUGUACCGAGUCCUCCUCUUAUGUCAGCUAGUGAGUUAAAAGCUUUCCAGACAAAAAAAGUUCGGAGCAUCCAGAGUAAAGUAGCGAGUUUAUUGAAAAAGUGAAUAAAAUUAUGGCCUAUGCAUUUUAAAGAACAAAAAGGAAUUAAAGCAAUGCUGCAGAGGUUUUUGGAAGAUUUAAGGGAUUCUACAACGGAUCCAUUUACUAAAACGAAUUGUAAACCAAUUUUACAGUCUUUGGCAAGUUUAGAUGAAGAAGAAAAAGAAAAUAAAUGCACUUUUGGAGACUUAAGAGAGCCUCCUCCGCCUCAACUUCCAAAAGAAAUCGACUUCAAAAUGGAGCCACUUUUGUUAUGAAGCCCAACAGAAAUUGCAAGACAGUUAUCAUUGAUAGAAAGUGACAUGCUAAAAGCAGUAGGAAUUGGUGAACUUUUAUCAAGAAACUGGGAAAAAAAUGAUAGAGAAACAUUAGCACCAAAUGUUUUAGCAAUUUCUAAAAGGUUUUCAGGCUGCAGAGGACUGAUUUUGAAUGCAAUUAUUUCGCAAUCUGAUAUGAAUAAUCGAGUGAAAAUUAUUAAAAAGCUUUUAGAAGUGGCAACUGAGUGUUUAACUGCAAUUUUUAACUUUGAAAGCCCUUUUAUUAUCAAUUCAGCCUUAAAAAGCGACACCAUAAGAGCUCUGGACGCUACUUGUAAAGAAGUUAAAAAAAGUGCAACUCAUAGAGGGAUGUGGCAAAGACUUGAAGAAAUUUAUGACUCGAAUUUCACUGCAGUAAGACAAGAAAUGGUAACAAAUCCCUGCAAGGUGCCUUGCUUUUUAGCAUUGAGGCAGGAAUUAAAUCAAAAUGAUAUAAGAAGAAAGGAUAGGCUUGAAUCUGGAUUAAUAAAUGUUCUCAAACAUAAAUCAACUGCAGACGUAUUAGAAAGAAUAACUAACUAUCAGCAGCAGUUAUUGGUGUUCCAUCCAAUAAAAAUUUUAUAUCAAUAUUUAAAGGCCCAAGAUUUCCAAUGUGAUGAGGACGCAUUAUUUAGACAAGCAAAGAUACUUGAGCCUGUAACUAACUAA
This is a messenger RNA of Blepharisma stoltei, 1479 nucleotides long. The record is from the annotation of a GenBank genome assembly. NCBI's taxonomy places the organism in Eukaryota, Ciliophora, Heterotrichea, Heterotrichida, Blepharismidae.